Molecule: messenger RNA, 1664 nt
Organism: Linum tenue
Lineage: Eukaryota; Viridiplantae; Streptophyta; Magnoliopsida; Malpighiales; Linaceae
Source: the annotation of a GenBank genome assembly
UACAACGGGAGACGCUUCAAAAUCAAAACCCUUCAUUGAGUCUAGGGUUUUUGCCCUCUAAAUCGAACAAUGGUGUUGUCAAACAAGAAGCUGAAGCAGAAGCUAAGAGAAGCAAAGGCCGAAUCUUUGGCUUCGUCCAUAUCGGGGGAAUCAGUAUCCAAUGCAAAUGGAGAUGCGGGCGCGAUUUUGGGGUUGCAGGAGCGACUGGAUGCUGCAAAACAGAAGACGCGGCUGGCAAAGAAGGACAAGAGAAAGAAUUCCCAAGGUCUAGAGAAUGAUGAAGGAAAGGGUCCAGCCAGCGUGAAGAAGGAAGUGAUGGAGAAUGGCGAUGAGAAGAAGGGGGAGGGGAAGAAGAGAAAGAGAGAAGAGGGGAAGAGUGGCGAGAAGAAGGACGGCAAGCAGGCUAAAAUGAAGAAGAAAAAGGAUAAGAACAAGAACAAGAAGAUCAAGGCAGCUGAAAAUGGCGAGGAGGACAAGCAGUCCGCGGUUAGUGGUGGGGGAGUGGCCGAAGUAGAAAUGAAAAGAGUUGUUGAAAGUUCAGUGAAAUUGGACACUGCAACAAAAGUUUAUGUUGGGGGUAUUCCAUACUACUCAACUGAAGAUGACAUUCGGAGUUUCUUCGAUAGUUGUGGUACCAUCACAGAAAUUGAUUGCAUGAAGUUUCCUGACAGCGGCAAGUUUAGAGGAAUUGCCAUUAUUAACUUCAAGACUGAUGCUGCUGCCAAACGGGCCUUGGAUCUUGAUGGAGCUGACAUGGGUGGAUUUUUCCUGAAGGUCAGGCCGUAUAAGGCAACAACUCGACAAACUAAGGUCCCUGAUUUCGUUCCACAGAUUGUAAAAGGUUACAACCGGAUCUAUGUCGGGAACUUACCGUGGGAUAUUACAGAAGAAAACCUCAGGAAGUUUUUCUCAGAUUGUACUAUAUCAUCCAUCCGUUUUGGCAUGGACAAAGAAACAGGGGAGUUCCGAGGUUACGGCCACGUUGAUUUCUCAGAUGAUGUGUCAAUGAUGAUGGCACUGAAAAUGGAUCAGCAAAUUCUGUGUGGCAGACCAGUUAAGAUCAGUUGUGCAGUUCCCAGGAAAGCAGGAGAAGCCCGACCAAAGGAUGGCCCUCGGCCUUCCAGAAAUGACGAAGUAAGUAAUCCUGAGGUCAUUCCAACUCCUCCCGUCGCAGAAACUACUGCAGCAAGUAUUGAAGCCAGCUACUAUGAGAUUCCUACAACUUCCAUCGUCGAAGUUGUGAGAAAUGAAGCCAGUAGCGAGGCACCAGCCCCUGUCAGUGGUAAGAUAAAGAGGAGGACCUGCUAUGAGUGUGGUCAAAAGGGUCAUAUUUCAACAGCUUGUCCGAAUAAGCCUGAUGUACCAAACCCCAUUACAGAUUGAACUGAGUCCAACUUCCUAGUCUUGCCUUUUCUUUUGCUCCCUGUUUCUGGGGAGAGAGAUGCUAGGCCAUCCAGAAAUAUUGUUUGGAGGUUAUCUGGCGAUCAUGUUACUAUCACAGUUUUGUAUGCUAGAAUUUUGAUUUGUGAACCAAUGACGGAAGUGUUAGUGGGUUAGUUUUGUUUAUCUGUCUGUUUAUACUACAUGUACCAAGCAGAAAGUUAACAAGAGAUUAUUGAAAUACCAGUUUUUGUUCUUGCUCUGAGAUUGAGAGAACUGUUGUG